Molecule: messenger RNA, 2381 nt
Organism: Nerophis lumbriciformis (worm pipefish)
Lineage: Eukaryota; Metazoa; Chordata; Actinopteri; Syngnathiformes; Syngnathidae
Product: eukaryotic peptide chain release factor GTP-binding subunit ERF3A
Molecular function (GO): GTPase activity; GTP binding
Source: RefSeq, a predicted model, not a curated record
UUCCGGUGGAGGGGACGCAUGAUCUCCAGCAGGCUGUCUCUGCGAGUGCUGAGUCCAAGAGCCUCUUUUGGCAUCUCCGCUGCUAGAAGCCGGCCGCUGCUCGGGUCGGACCGAACACAUUCCUCCCUUAGUUGGGACGCUUCCUAUCAUUCAAAGGUGUGACUCGGACACCGGCUUUUUUUUUUUUUGGGGUGUGCACUCCCGUGGCACGUCGCUCCUAACCUCAGUGUAGUGAAGCACCCUAUAAAAGACGGAAAAACAAGCCAGGAUGGAGCAGAGAGACACAGCCCCCGAUUGUUGGGAACAAGAGGACGACGUGGAGGCCACAAUCGACGGGCAACUUGAAUCCGCCUUCAAGACGUUCAACGUGAACGCCAAGCCCUUUGUGCCCAACGUGAACGCCGCCGAAUUUGUCCCGACGUUCGUCGCGAAAGCCCCCGCGGGGAAUGACGACUCGGCGGGUAAUGACAUAUUGACCAACAUGGAGGUGGCGGAAAACACUGCUCCGAUGGAGAACGGCGACGCAGAAAUGACCUCAGAGGAACCAUGGGACCAGAAAGAAGCUGAACCUAACGAGGAAGAGCCAGGAGGUGGGUGCAGUGGCGACCACGGUCCAGAAGGGGUAACAGCAGCCGAAGAGUCGGGGUCAGAGAUGAUGGAGGAGGAGGAGGAAACGCCUUUUCCCAAGGGUCCACCUCCACAGCCAGACGCACCUAAGAAGGAGCACAUCAAUGUCGUGUUCAUCGGGCAUGUAGAUGCUGGAAAGUCUACCAUUGGUGGACAAAUCAUGUAUCUUACGGGCAUGGUGGAUAAGAGAACCUUAGAGAAGUAUGAGCGAGAAGCAAAGGAGAAGAAUAGAGAAACCUGGUACCUGUCUUGGGCCUUGGACACCAAUCAAGAGGAGAGGGACAAAGGCAAGACGGUGGAAGUGGGCCGAGCAUACUUUGAAACAGACAAAAAGCACUUUACCAUCUUAGACGCACCCGGCCACAAGAGUUUUGUGCCCAACAUGAUCGGAGGUGCAUCACAAGCUGACCUGGCUGUGCUGGUGAUCUCUGCCAGGAAAGGAGAGUUUGAAACCGGCUUUGAAAAGGGUGGACAGACGCGGGAGCAUGCUAUGUUGGCCAAAACAGCGGGAGUCAAACAUCUGAUUGUUCUGGUGAAUAAAAUGGAUGACCCUACUGUCAACUGGAGCCUGGAGAGGUACGAAGAGUGUAAGGAGAAAUUGGUGCCAUUUUUGAAGAAGGUGGGCUUCAACCCAAAGAAAGACAUUCAUUUCAUGCCAUGUUCCGGGUUGACGGGGGCCAACCUGAAGGAACCCACUAACAUGUGCUCCUGGUACACAGGUCUUCCAUUCAUUCCACACUUGGACAGUUUGCCAGGUUUUAACAGAUCGAGCGAUGGCCCUAUCAGAUUGCCAAUUGUCGACAAAUACAAGGACAUGGGCACUGUGAUUCUAGGCAAACUUGAGUCAGGCUCCAUCAGUAAAGCACAGCAGCUGAUUAUGAUGCCAAACAGGCACAAUGUGGAGGUGUUGAGCCUCUUGUCAGAUGACGUGGAGACGGAUGAUGCUGCACCAGGAGAAAAUCUCAAAUUAAGGCUGAAGGGUAUUGAGGAGGAGGAGAUCCUUCCUGGGUUCAUCCUGUGUAACGCGGAGAACCUCUGCCACUCUGGACGCACUUUUGACGCCCAGAUUGUCAUCAUCGAACAUAAAUCUAUCAUCUGUCCUGGUUAUAAUGCUGUCCUUCACAUUCACACCUGCAUCGAAGAAGUGCAGAUUACGGCCUUAAUUUGUCUGGUAGACAAGAAGACAGGAGAGAAGAGCCCGACGCGGCCGCGGUUUGUUAAACAAGAUCAGGUCUGCAUCGCACGCCUGCGCACGGCUGGAACCAUUUGCCUCGAGACCUUUAAAGACUUUCCUCAGAUGGGACGGUUUACCUUACGAGAUGAAGGUAAGACCAUCGCCAUCGGUAAGGUUCUGAAGCUGGUUGCUGAACGGGACUGAAGACGCAGUUGCACAAGAGUCCAGGUCAGAAGGAGGGAGGGGUGGUCUGGGCGCAAAGUCACCUCCCUCUGACACUGUUGAAGACCAGCUUCAGAAAAAACAAACUUUUACGAUACAGAGAAGUUCGUUUUUAAAUAGAAGAAAUCCAAGAAGUCCACACAAGUCAGCUUUCUCAUAUUGAGAGCUCAGCUAUGCCAUUUCUGGGUAAGCCAGCCCUCCACCUUUCCCCGCCUCCCAAAUCUAGUCUAUUCACAACGGCAUUUUGUUUUUGUUUUUUCUUCCUUUUUAUGUUGUUGCUGUAUUAAUGACCUCAACAAAUGACAGAUGUUAUCUGUGAACAGAUGUGGACCACCAUUUUUGCUUGGAUUAUGACAUA